AUGACAGUUAUCCGGCAAAUUUUCCCCCUCUCAAGGGACAACAAUCAGAGAUGCAUGAGGAACAAUCACCGAAUAUCAUCACUGCUGUGUGAUCCACAAGAAGGCUAUCUUCAGAUGCUGCAGGUUUCCAACCUGUACCUGUAUGACAGUGUGCUCAUGCUGGCCAAUGCUUUCCACAGAAAACUGGAGGACAGGAAAUGGCACAGCAUGGCAAGUCUGAACUGCAUGAGGAAAUCCACCAAACCUUGGAAUGGAGGACGAUCCAUGCUAGAGACUAUUAAGAAGGGCCAUAUAACUGGGCUUACUGGUGUUAUGGAGUUCAGAGAAGAUGGCGCCAACCCCUAUGUUCAGUUUGAAAUACUGGGCACUAGCUACAGCGAAACAUUUGGCAAAGAUGUGCGGAGG
Messenger RNA from Balearica regulorum gibbericeps (East African grey crowned-crane), 405 nucleotides. NCBI's taxonomy places the organism in Eukaryota, Metazoa, Chordata, Aves, Gruiformes, Gruidae. The record is from RefSeq and is a predicted model, not a curated record.